CUGGGAAUGGAGUACCUUUACAGCCAGACUGGCAAAACACUUACUCCAGUGCUCCAGAACCCAGAGGAGGAAGACAGGCUGGUGGAGGAAGUUGAUGAUCAGGACCUGCAAGAUGAGGGGUUAGAGGAAGAGAUCAUGGAGGACAUCACAGUUCCAGUGCUGUAUGAGGAUGACCCUUGCCGUGAUCUUGAAAACAGCCCCUCAUCUUUGCCUUUGCAUCAGUCCCCAGCAUCGAUGGCUGAUGUGUUACUGGCUGAGCCGUCCACAUCAUCAUCUCCUGGUGGAGAACGACAGCAUCUUGCUCCUGCCCAUUCAGUGCUGUCACAGCCAUCUGACACUGGAAGCAGUAUUUCCGACGAGGCUCAGGGAGCAGUCAUUGGACCCGAUGGCAUCACUGGGUGGGAAAAGUUCCUGGAUUUGGCUGGUUUCCUGGUGGGUCUUCGUGAGGCUCCUUACCUUACUGACCAGCAGGUGACAGAGGCCAUCCAGCUGUGGAAAGCUCUCCUAGAUUUCGACAAACAGCGGGUCAACUAUCAGCCUCGACAUCAGCCUCAGCUGACACAUGGGCGCUAUAAGGCACCGAAGCGGUCUGGAGUCACACCAGGUGUGGAGAUGGCCCGACGCCAACCGCUUGGUUAA
Paramisgurnus dabryanus is the source of this 639-nucleotide messenger RNA. RefSeq lists its product as uncharacterized. The record is from RefSeq and is a predicted model, not a curated record. NCBI's taxonomy places the organism in Eukaryota, Metazoa, Chordata, Actinopteri, Cypriniformes, Cobitidae.